UAUAAUUUGCAUGCCGAACGAAUUUAUUUUACAGUAAACUUCACAUCCUGAAAAGAAAUACAAUUCUAAAACUUUGAUAGGUAAUUGGUAUGAAGAAAGAUGCGAACCAAAAUCAAAAUAUUCAACCUUUUACUAAGAAUAAAAAUUUGAGAAAAACUAAUAUAAUGUUAGCAAACUUACAUAAGUAUUGUUUAUUAUUAGUUUAGGAAUCAUUUAUGAAGUGCUCAUAAAAUUGGUUAAAUUUCUAAAAAAAUUAAACUAAUCAUUUCUAAACAAACAAUUAGUAAGCAAGACAGUUAUACAUUUUAUAGAUAAGAAUUCAAGAAUCCAAAAGAUCAAUACAGAACCUCUGAAAUAAAGAAAUUUAUUAUUAAAAAAGGAGUAUUUGAAAAGAACCCCUAAUAAAUGUCUGAUUAUAGAAGUAAAUGGACUUCAGCACCUCAUUUUUUUGAUAGAACUUACCUUGGGCAAUAAAAAUGAUAAUUUAUAAUUAUUAUUCAAGCAACA
Messenger RNA from Paramecium sonneborni, 507 nucleotides. The record is from the annotation of a GenBank genome assembly. NCBI's taxonomy places the organism in Eukaryota, Ciliophora, Oligohymenophorea, Peniculida, Parameciidae.